Messenger RNA from Dipodomys ordii (Ord's kangaroo rat), 605 nucleotides. Its product is annotated as cytochrome c oxidase assembly factor 3 homolog, mitochondrial. The transcript is spliced from 2 exons. The coding region runs from base 21 to 341 and encodes 106 amino acids. The record is from RefSeq and is a predicted model, not a curated record. NCBI's taxonomy places the organism in Eukaryota, Metazoa, Chordata, Mammalia, Rodentia, Heteromyidae. Gene Ontology annotation, cellular component: mitochondrial inner membrane. Gene Ontology annotation, biological process: mitochondrial respiratory chain complex IV assembly.
GCGAAGGGCGGUGCAGCAACAUGGCGGCGCCGGGAGCUGGUGAGCCCCUGGAUGCGAAAAAUGAAAAGGCCCCAUUCGCUCAACGCAUCGACCUGACGCGGGAGAAAUUGACUCCAGCACAGCUGCAUUUCAUGCGGCAGGUGCAACUUGCCCAGUGGCAGAAGACGCUGUCACAGAGGCGGACCCGAAACAUCGUGACCGGGCUUGGCAUCGGGGCCCUGGUAUUGGCUAUUUAUGGUUACACCUUCUACUCAGUAUCCCAGGAGCAUUUCCUAGAUGAACUGGAAGAUGAAGCUAAAGCUGCCCGAGCCCGAGCUCUUGCAAGGGCAUCCGGACCUUGAAAUGGGUGAUUAUUACAUAUCUUCAACCAACUGGAGCCCCUCACAUGGUGGAUGGUGCCCUAUGACCCUGUAGAAAUUGGUUGGUUGCUCACAUCAUCUUUGGCCCAGUUACUAACUUUGGAGCAUGAUCGAGCCCAAGAAGCUAGAGACUGUGCAAUGUUGGCCACUAUCAACAGAACAUUUCGCAUUUCACAUGCAUUGUACUGUCAGAGUCCUCUCCUUUGUUUCUUGUUUGAGAUGUAUGCAGCCUUGGCUUUUCUGUAA